Molecule: messenger RNA, 1028 nt
Organism: Enterobius vermicularis (human pinworm)
Lineage: Eukaryota; Metazoa; Nematoda; Chromadorea; Rhabditida; Oxyuridae
Source: the annotation of a GenBank genome assembly
AUGGAUACCGACUUACAUAAUGUUAUUAAACGAGGUACAAUCCUGAAAGAUAUUCAUCGACGUUAUAUUAUGUGCCAGCUGUUUAGGGCUGUACGAUUUUUACACAGCGGAAAUGUGCUACACCGCGACUUGAAACCCUCGAAUGUCCUGCUGAAUACAGAAUGCCGAGUAAAGCUAGCCGAUUUUGGUCUAGCUAGAUCGCUUUCACAAAUUGAGGACUACCCGGAAGGACAAAAUAUGCCCGAACUAACAGAAUAUGUUGCUACUCGUUGGUACCGUUCGCCAGAAAUCUUAUUAUCUGCAAAACGCUACACUAAGGGCGUCGAUAUGUGGAGUUUAGGAUGCAUUUUAGGCGAAAUGUUACGUGGGAAACCACUUUUCCCUGGGACUUCAACUAUCAACCAAAUUGAACGGAUUAUGGAAACAAUUGUAAAACCUUCUGAAGCUGACAUAAAAAGUAUCGACUCUCCAUACGCAGAGCCAAUUUUCAUUCGAAUGCCACAGAAGCCACGUCGACCCUUAGGAACCCUUAUAGAACAAAAUGACAAAGAAGCGCUUGACCUUAUUGAAAAAUUACUGAUAUUUGCACCGUACAAACGACUGAAAGUAGACGAAUGCCUCUGUCAUCCUUACGUGCAUCAAUUUCACUCACCCGUAGACGAACCGGCUCUGACCUACGACGUAAUGCUUCCCUUACCCGAUCACAUUCAACUCAGUGUCGAUGACUACAGAACCAAGCUAUAUGAACUGAUUACUAUGAACAAAACCAAUAUAAAGAAGGUCCGCCGCAAAAAACAAGAUGACAGGUUACUCGAAACAAGUAAAAUAUGUGAACCUCCUAGUCAUCGCUCAACAACAAAACGCUUGGGCGCAGAUGGCAGCACACCGAAACAAGCACCGAUUGCAGAAUCCGAAUGCAGCGAUGUGGAUUACGACACUGCCAGGUCCACGCGAAGAUUCCGAAGCAGCAACUCCAGAGUUCCACAAAACUGCAACUUCAACUGCCGCCGGUACUACAAAGGUUAAAU